UCAGAUUCGGGUCAAAGUUCAGAUCCAGUCAACACUCAACGGUGUUAAUAGCAUUAUUAUUAUUUGUGUAUUGAUGUCGUUCUUUACUUGCUAUUCUUAUCGUAACAAAUAAUUAUAUAAUUUUGUACAAAUUAUAUACAUUGUACAAGUUGUUUUUGUUUUUACUUUUUAGUCUCCGACCUCCUUCUUACUUAUUUUUGUCAACUUGUUUUCGUAAUCGAUCGGACAGUAUUUACUUGUCUCGUAGCUCCAUUAAAGAUACUCGUAAACAGUUCUCCCAAUUUUUUUGCCAAAGUAACCGCAUAUCGAUAUCGUUUUUUUAAACCAUUAUCGCUUCUCGACCAACUUUAAAACGUUGAUAUUUAAAGUUUUUCGCGAACAAUUGCGUGCAUCAAAAUACUAAGUUUAUUCAAUGUCUUCAGAACAAAUAUUUUCUAUCAAAGACAAAGUCUUUGUAAAACGACGUGGAUAUCCUGCUUGGCCUGCUUUAAUAUCUGGUAUUAAAACUAACAAUGACUCACAACCAAUUUAUGAUGUAUAUUUUUAUGGAACUGGUGACUACAGUGAAUGUAAAUCAGAAGUACUUAGUCUAUAUGAAGAAAACAAGAAUAAACUAGGUAAGCCUCGAGGAAAACUAAGGAAAUUUAAAAAAUUUGUUGAAGCUCUUGUGCAGAUAGAAAAUGAUGCAAAAUCUGAUUUUCAAUCUAAAAAAAAUGUUGGAGUUGAUGUUAAAGAAUUCAUGCCAACAAUUUCAACAAAAAGCUUAGAUCGAGAAUUAUCUUUAGAAAAUAAAUCUAAAAAUGUAAAUAAAAUUGAGUUAAAUUUGAAAAAUGAAACAAAAUUAAUUAAUGAGACUAGUUUACUCAAAGGUAAAAAAGUUAUUAAAUCAAGAAAGAGAGUAUCUAAUUCUAUAGAUUUAAAAAGAAAACUUUCUGAUGUUAAACAUGAAGAAGUUCCAAAGAAGUUCAAAACUUCAAGAAUUAUAAUGCCCACAGAAGAUCAACCUAUAGUGUUGUUAGAACCAUUGAACGACAUUUUUUUAGAAAGAAAAAUGAACGAAAAGCAGAAUUCUGAAGCUGCAGAUAAAAACUUAGCUGCUCAUCAACGAAAUUCCAAAAUUUUUAAUACAACUAAAUCUGUGCUCGAAUCAAGUGAUGUUUCGUUAAAUGUUUGUAAAACUACAGAAUCCUUAGAAAUGAAUGAUAGUGUUGUAUCAAGUAACAAAACGUUUUCAGAUUCAGGUCGUGUAUCACGCUUUGGUCGUAAAAUUAAGUCAAACCGGUUAUCUAAUCAUAAAAUUGUUACCAAAGCGCCAAAACAUUUGAAGGAAAAAGAUUUAAAAACUUUAAAAACUCAUAAUUCUAGCAAUGAUGAAACUAAUGAUUUCUUUAAACAGAAUAUCAAAACUAGAGGUUCAAACACAAAAGCAAGGAACAGUUUGAAAAGUAAUGCAAUGUCAAUACCGUGUUUGCUGGACAAUGCAUCGCAAACAAUUUGCCAAGUGAACAACAACAGGCAUGAGAAAAUUCCACCAAUUGACUUAAAUCAAAAUGCCAUGGGUUCUUUUUCAAAUGUAGAAGUUGAAUGGACAAAAAUGGAAUCAAACAAAGCCGGUCAAAUUAGUUUGCUACUAACAGAAAUAAAUUUGCUUGAUUAUGUAAAUAAACUAUGCUCUGCUUUGUCAAUUAACUAUACCAAGUUAAAUUAUGAAAUAGCAUUAAAGUCAUUGGAACAGAUCAGUGAAUUACAAUUUAAUGCUCUUAUGUUAAAAAAACAUAGAUGUAUUGUUGAUAAAAUAACAAAAGUGACAAGAUAUGUAGGUGAUGUUAAUAAUUGGUGCUUAAGCAAUCAGGAAACUAUUGAACAUGUUAAUAAAGCAAAUCAAAUUCGAUGCAAAGCCCAAAUGGUAUUAAAUAAAUGUAAAUCAUUAUUCACUGUACCCAAUGGACAAACAUUCCAAGAGGUAUACAAUAAAGAAGUUGAUUUAUUUAUCUCAAAGACUCAACAUUUGACCAAUGAUCAAAUUUAUAGUUGUACUUCAGAUAAAAUGUUCAUAUGAUUUCUUAUUGUAUAUUUGCAAAAAAGUGCAAAUUGCUACAGUGAUUUUCUGUAUUUUUAGUUUUUUGUUAUUAUGUGAAAUUUUGUAUUUAUAAGUAUUCAUUUUGAAUUCUAACUACCUACUAUAUAUAAUAAACUUUUAUAGCUUAUUACAACAAUAUAGAUGUUAAAUAAGACG
This is a messenger RNA of Melanaphis sacchari, 2236 nucleotides long. RefSeq names its product hepatoma-derived growth factor-related protein 2-like. Gene Ontology annotation, molecular function: transcription coregulator activity; double-stranded DNA binding. The transcript is spliced from 4 exons. Gene Ontology annotation, biological process: regulation of transcription by RNA polymerase II. Bases 413 to 2059 code for a protein of 548 amino acids. The record is from RefSeq and is a predicted model, not a curated record. NCBI's taxonomy places the organism in Eukaryota, Metazoa, Arthropoda, Insecta, Hemiptera, Aphididae. Gene Ontology annotation, cellular component: nucleus.